Messenger RNA from Lampris incognitus (smalleye Pacific opah), 1287 nucleotides. It is a transcript of the gene june, whose product is annotated as JunE proto-oncogene, AP-1 transcription factor subunit. The coding region runs from base 1 to 1080 and encodes 359 amino acids. Gene Ontology annotation, molecular function: transcription factor binding; DNA-binding transcription factor activity, RNA polymerase II-specific; RNA polymerase II cis-regulatory region sequence-specific DNA binding. NCBI's taxonomy places the organism in Eukaryota, Metazoa, Chordata, Actinopteri, Lampriformes, Lampridae. The transcript is spliced from 2 exons. Gene Ontology annotation, cellular component: transcription regulator complex. Gene Ontology annotation, biological process: regulation of cell population proliferation; regulation of cell cycle; regulation of transcription by RNA polymerase II. The record is from RefSeq and is a predicted model, not a curated record.
AUGGACACCCCCUUUUACCACGACGACACCCUGCCCUCUAAUGUCCCCAACUUUGGCCCAAUCACUGACUACGAGCGUUAUCAGGGCAACAAGAUGGUCAUGGCCAAGAAGGGCAUGGUUGUUGCUGCAGCAGCAGGUCAUUACUUCCCUUCUGGGGCAGGUGGGACUUCCUCCACACUGAGGUCACUGCAAGGUCAGACACUUGCUAACGGAAACUUGGUUGGCACAGGGGCCUUAAUGGCAUCUCCAUCAUCAUCCUCCACCCCGUCAUCUAUAGCAACAGAUGUCAAUGUCCUCAAACUGGGUGGGGCUUCCCAACAGAUUGACCUGGAGCACCUGAUGGUACAGUCCAACCAGCAGGGCCUGAACCCUUUUGUUUACCGCGGUCACCAAGCGACCAACGAGCAGGAAGGCUUUGCUGAUGGGUUUGUCAAAGCCCUCGCCGACCUUCACAAGCAGAAUCAGCUGAUUGGAGGGGCAGGAGGUGGGGGAGGAGGCCCAAUGUCUCCUCAGUCCUCAUCCAAUGCCCCUUAUCAGCGAGGCAUCAUGGGAAACCCCGGAAGCGGUGGUGAGAUGCCAGUGUACACCAACCUGGGCAGCUAUAACCAGAUGUCAUACCCUAGUGUGGCAGCACAAAUGACACACUACGCUGUCCCACAACAGGGGGUCCGCUCCCGUGGUCCAGACACCACUGGGGCUCCACCUCAGACAGUCCCAGAGGUGACCCAUGACCCUGGCGCCCCAAACUCCUCCUCCUCUUCACCUCCUCCCUCCUGUCUAUCCCCGAUCGAUCUGGAGACGCAAGAGCGAAUCAAGGCUGAGCGCAAAAAGCUGCGCAACCGGAUUGCGGCUUCGAAGUGCCGGAAACGUAAACUAGAGCGAAUUUCGCGGUUGGAGGAGAAAGUGAAGGCGCUGAAGGGGCAGAACUCGGACCUUGCAUCCACUGCGUCUGCACUCAGGGAGCAGGUGGCACAGCUGAAGCAAAAGGUGCUGAGUCACGUUACCAGCGGAUGCCAGAUCGCCGUGGGUUCAACGCCCCCACCACCAUCAUCCUCAGAUGCUAAGGAUGUCGGUUGCUAAGGUGUCCAGCUGACAACAGGCACUUUAUAGACAAAGCAGGCCUCUCUCUGACCGACAAGCACCCGUCCAGGUUUGACAAGAUCAAAUGUGAGUGGAGCUUACAGAGAAGAGAGGAACAGAGAGACAAUCAUUUGAACAAAAGGAUAGAGAAACAACAAUUCAUUACCCAUAAUCCUGCAGGACUUUCAACAACAGCAUGACCUUUUA